UUUGUCUUAUCUUGUAGCUUUAAAGUUAUAUUUAUAGGUUUGAUUUAGAUGGUCAUUACCGAAAUGCAACCUGCUGCUAGAAUAAAAAGUACAUCUGUGAACUAUUCUGUAAAUCUGUAAAUAUUUUAAUGUUGAAUAAAAUGUGUAAUAUGUGUAGAAUUUAGAAAAAAAAAAAAAAAAAAAACAUGUUUCUCUAACAAAAUUAUGGAAUGUCAGGAAAUAUGACGCCUGUGCUAUACUUUUGAAUUCUUGACUUUUGACUGAGUUUUACAGAGGAAAACCAAAGAACCAAGUCCCCGUGUCACCCAGAGCAUUGGCGCCAUCUGCUGGAGAAGGAAAACAAGAACCAGACCUCCAGAUUCACAAUACAUUCAUCCCGAAUUUCGGACUUCCGGUCAUCGCGCAAUGCAUACUGGAAAGGAUUCUCAGAAAAAGUGGAUUACCAGAAAACUCCAUCCACCUGCUCCUGGUCUGUAGACUGAUUCAUCAGCCGGUUUCACUCUGUGGAAACCAUGUGACCUCGCAGCAUUAGGAUUCGUUCGCUCAACAUUCUGUGUCGAUUGGCAGGAGACUCUUUGGAUCCAGAGCAGUGCAUUAUGGGACUUAGCUGCUUCAAGUCUUGGAAACAUGACCGGACUCGUCAUAAAGGGAACAGAGAUGUCUUGGCCAGUCCUGGCUCGUACUUCUUCCUCUCAAACAGCGCAGGACAAGGAGACGAGUGGCUCAAGACUCUCAACAAAGGAGCCUGGAUCCCAUUCACAGGUGUUUUUGGUCAGCGUUUGGAGGAGACGGUUCUGUACGAGCGUAAAUACGGGGUACGUCUGGUGCCCCUAGUGGUGGAGCAGUGUGUGAACUUCAUUCGGGACAGGGGUCUUCACGAGGUUGGACUGUUUCGACAACCUGGACAGACACGGAUGGUCCAAGCACUGAGACAGGCCUACGACUCUGGGGAGAGACCCAUGUUUGACAGUAGCACAGAUGUCCACACAGUGGCGUCGUUGCUGAAACUCUACCUCCGUCAGCUGCCUGAGCCUCUGGUGCCAUACAGCCACUACCAGCACUUUCUGCAGUGUGGUAGGAAACUGUCCACUGACCGCACACGGGGUUUGGUCGAGUUAAGAUACCUGCUUCACGAGCUUCCUGUUGCAAACUUCAACCUCCUCAACUUCAUUUGCCAAUUUCUGAAUGAAGUACAGAGUUACUCCAGUAGCAACAAAAUGAGCUGUCAGAAUUUAGCCACCGUUUUCGGGCCAAACAUCCUUCGCUCCAAAGCCGAGGACCCGCAAAGCAUUGUGGGAGGGGCAGCUCUGGUGCAGGUCUUGAUGCUGGAGUUCAUCAGAGAGUAUCACAGUCUCUUCUCUAAAGUGCCUCCUCCAUCUCUGAGACCCCCUGUGUCUCCGUACAGCGCCCCCUGCCUGCGACAGAUGUCUCUGCCGCUCAUCACAGAGAAAGACAGUGAGGCAGGACAAAGCUCUGUGCCCAAAUCUGAGUUUUAUCAGAAGAAGCUCUUAGGUCACCGUCACACGUCAUCCCACCCUGAAACGUGCAUGUUCCUCGCCCCGGGCUCCUCCAGUCCCUACAACAACGUGAACCUGCAUCACCACGGCGACCAGCAGGGCCAUUCCGUACCUUUGCCGCUCCUCAAACCGGACGGCCUGAGCUGGACUGAGGCCUGGUCGGAUCUACGGGACCCCAACGUGGACUACUGGACCCCUGACGCCCCGAACGAGGGUCUAGCCUCUCUCAGCGGUGGUAGUAGUAUUUCAAAUGGGAUUAGUACUCCCUCUGCUUACGACAACAUAGAAAAAGAAAAUUCCAACAGUGGAUCGUUUGAAAAUGUCCAACCUGAAACUGCUGAGCAACCUCAAAAUUUAGAAGAAGAACAAAAUGAGGAAUCUUCCACUUCUUGGUCGUCCUGCGAGAUUAUCCCACUGGAGGAAAGCCUAAGCCCCGCCCCUUCUGCAAAAAGACACACAAGUCUACCUGUAAUGGAGCUUAAAGACUUAGACAAUGAGGGUGAAGAGCCGUUUGAAUCGCUGCAUUACACCACGCCCACGUCGCGUUCAGAGCCCAGCAUCAGCCCUCUGAGCACGGGCAGCUCCGAGGUGUUUCUCCCCUCAGGACCUCCAGAGCUCCAGGACCAGGAGGGGCAGAUGGAGACGAGCGAGCCCAGAGACACACACUCUCUGCUGGUCGAGCUGCAGCGGCAGCUGGCCCGGCAGAGAGAGGAGUACCAGGCCCGGAUUCAGAGACUGGAGCGCUGUAACGACGUCCUGGAGAGGCAGAUCACCGUCUUGAGGCUGACCCUGGAGCAGCAGAAGCGCAGCCAGAGCGUGGCAGAAACUCAGCUCAAACACAUGGAGUGCGCCAAAGCGGACGCCGACCGACGCAACCACAAACUGCAGCAGGAGAUGGACAGGUUCUUCGAAAUGUGCGGAGAGAUCAGGAACUCAGAAGAGGACGAGACAAAGGAGGAGAAACCACGGACAAGAGUUUUACAAAGUCUAUAAUGAUAAAUUACAUAAAUAUAUUUAAAUAUGCUAGGCCUAUUAUCUGACAGUAAAUUAUACUAAAAUGUCCAAUUUCAGUCUUAAAUGAGAGUAUAUCUGCUGUAGCUUGACUUCACUGGAUUGAACCAUGUCAAAGUUUUUCAAAUUCUGACCAAAAUAUUAUUAAACAUUA
This is a messenger RNA of Boleophthalmus pectinirostris (great blue-spotted mudskipper), 2682 nucleotides long. Its product is annotated as rho GTPase-activating protein 24-like. Gene Ontology annotation, biological process: negative regulation of ruffle assembly; wound healing, spreading of epidermal cells; negative regulation of Rac protein signal transduction. Gene Ontology annotation, molecular function: GTPase activator activity. Gene Ontology annotation, cellular component: focal adhesion. Bases 597 to 2510 code for a protein of 637 amino acids. The record is from RefSeq and is a predicted model, not a curated record. The transcript is spliced from 11 exons. Lineage: Eukaryota; Metazoa; Chordata; Actinopteri; Gobiiformes; Gobiidae.